Messenger RNA from Sinocyclocheilus anshuiensis, 2356 nucleotides. Its product is annotated as arachidonate 12-lipoxygenase, 12S-type-like. Gene Ontology annotation, molecular function: protein binding; oxidoreductase activity, acting on single donors with incorporation of molecular oxygen, incorporation of two atoms of oxygen; iron ion binding. Gene Ontology annotation, biological process: lipid oxidation. The record is from RefSeq and is a predicted model, not a curated record. Bases 154 to 2166 code for a protein of 670 amino acids. The transcript is spliced from 15 exons. NCBI's taxonomy places the organism in Eukaryota, Metazoa, Chordata, Actinopteri, Cypriniformes, Cyprinidae.
UUCAGUCAGUGAAACUGGAGGGUCAGUGAACAGCCAGUUUCUGACAUGAAAGAAGGAAACUAGAGUCAAUUGAGAAAAGAGGCAAUAGAAACUACAGCAGAGGAGCAUAACAAAGAUCAGAUUUUCACCACCGCACUUUUCCACAGAGAAGAGAUGGAGUACAAAGUGACAGUGGCCACCGGGACCUCAGAAUAUUCGGGAACCAAUAACUAUAUAUACGUGACUCUGGUUGGAGAGAGAGGAGAGAGUGAGAGAACCGUGCUGGACAAUCCAGGCCUAGACUUCUGCAGAGGAGCGGUGGAUGAUUACACAGUUAAAAGUGCUGCUGAUUUGGGUCCCCUGAUACUGGUGCGCCUGGAGAAGCAGAAGUACUGGGUGGAGGAUAACUGGUUCUGCCGUUAUGUUAAAGUCAGUGUACCUGGAGAAAGAUGCAGCUAUACUUUUCCCUGUUACCGUUGGCUAGUGGGAGAUAAAGUGGUAAUAGAGCUCAGAGAAGGCACAGCCAAAAAGAUCAGUGAUGACACCUUGCCACUGGAGAUAUCUCACAGAACGGCAGAGCUUCUGGAGAGGCAGAAAAUAUACAGAUGGCUUGCAUGGGCCCCCGGCAUUCCAAAAUGCAUUGAUGCCAAGUCAGAGGCUGAUCUCCCGCAGGACGUUCGCUUUGACAACGAAAAGCGCAGUGACUUUGUGGGAUCCCUUCACUAUGCGCUUUUGGAGCUCUCUCUGAAAAAACUGGCAAUCAAGUUCGGAAAGUCCUGGAAUGACCUGGACGACUUCAAAAGGAUCUUCUGGAAGCUAAGAAGUCCCAUAGCUGAAUACACCAUGAAGCACUGGAAAGAAGACAGUUUUUUUGGUUACCAGUUCCUCAACGGCUCAAACCCAAGAAUGAUUACCAGGUGCAAGGAGCUGCCGUCGAACUUCCUUGUCAUGGGAGACAUGGUGCAGUCUUCUCUUAUACCUACAACAACUUUGAAGGAAGAACUCAUGAAAGGAAAUAUAUUCCUGGUUGAUCAUGCAAUAAUGGAUGGGAUUCCUGCCAAUGUAAUCAGAGACCAGGCACAGCACAUAGCUGCCCCGCUUUGCUUACUAUAUGAACAUCCUGAGAAAGGUCUCAUUCCCAUCUCCAUACAGCUUGAACAGAAACCUGAUAAGGACACACCCAUAUUUCUACCUAGCGAUCCACCUCUGGCCUGGUUAUUGGCAAAGAUGUGGGUUCGUCACUCUGAGUUCCAGGUCUUUCAGUUGUUAUCACAUCUGUUACGCACACACUUGGUGGUUGAAGUGAUUUGUGUGGCCACACUCCGACAGCUGCCUGCUGUUCACACUAUAUAUAAGCUCUUGGCUCCACACCUGAGGUAUACACUUGAGAUUAACUGUCGUGGCAGAACACAGCUGAUCUCCCCAGAUGGCAUCUUCAAAAGGGUGGUAUCAACAGGUGGAGAUGGACUCUUGAUUCUGGCACAGAGGGAGUAUGAAGUAUUAACCUAUCGCUCCCUCCAGCCCAAAUUUGACUUCUUGGACAGAGGAGUUGCUAAACUAAGAGACUAUUUCUACAGGGACCAUUCUCUGAUGCUGUGGGAUGUCAUUCAAAAUUUUGUUUCAGGAAUAGUUUCCCUGUACUACAAGAGUGAUCAUGAAGUUGAACAGGACUCAGAAAUUCAGGCGUGGAUUAAUGAGGUGGCUGUGGAGGGCUUUGUGGAUGUGCCACAUUUUGGCCUAGCUAGUGAGCUGAAGACAAAAGAAGAACUCAUCACACUGUUAAGCGUGGUGAUCUUUACCAGCACAGCACAACAUGCUGCCACCAAUAAUGGACAGUUUGAUUGGUGUGCAUGGGUACCCAAUACGCCCUGCACAAUGCGGCACCCUCCACCAACAGAUAAGGAUGCUGUCACCAUGGACCUGAUCAUGGACACACUCCCCGAUAUCAGCCAGUCCUGUCUGCAAAUGGCCAUCACAUGGCAUUUGGGCAGGGCACAGCCGGAUGCAAUUCCAAUGGGCCAGUAUGUGGAACAGUACUUUACUGAGCCUGCUGCUUUGAAAGUGAUUGAUAAAUUCAGAAAGGAGCUGAAAGAACUGGAGGAGCAUAUAAUAGCUCAGAAUGAGGGACUAGAACUGCAGUACCUUUAUCUGUGUCCAAGUCGCAUGGAAAAUAGCAUCACCAUUUAGAGAAAACGCUCAUUCUACAUUUAUGAGUAUAAUUAUGUGUCUGUGAACAUUUUCGUGCGUAGGUCAGCUAAAUCUUAAAAUUAGCACACAUUCAAAUAACACCCAAAGUACCUUUCUUAGCUAUAGCUGAGGCUAAUACUUUUCUCCGGAACGUCAUCCCUAACAGCAGAAAUACUGUGACAUAAUUAUG